Molecule: messenger RNA, 1128 nt
Organism: Daldinia decipiens
Lineage: Eukaryota; Fungi; Ascomycota; Sordariomycetes; Xylariales; Hypoxylaceae
Product: carbohydrate phosphatase
Exons: 1
Coding region: 105-1103 (332 amino acids)
Biological process (GO): fructose metabolic process; fructose 1,6-bisphosphate metabolic process; gluconeogenesis
Cellular component (GO): cytoplasm
Molecular function (GO): fructose 1,6-bisphosphate 1-phosphatase activity
Source: RefSeq, a predicted model, not a curated record
AAAAAUCCCCUUAGAGUUCGAUCAGAAGAACGAGGCUUUAAUAAUAACACUCUCUUUGAAUAAGACGGUCUGGACUUUGGAACUCUUUCAAUUAUCGAAGAGAUAUGACCGACUCCGACUUAACGCAUCAGCUGCGUUCUGCCAUCCCCUCGCAGGCGCAUAAGGGAUUGAUCGAUUCGGUACUGCCGACCUUGAUUAACUGCAUCUCAGACAUUGCCAUAUCGCUCAGGACGUCACAUCAUGUCUCGCAUGCGGGCAGCGCGAAUGCCUUCGGUGAUGAUCAAUUGAAUGUGGAUGUAUUGGCCGAGAAUAGCAUCCGAGAGGCCAUUUCGCGCUGUCCUUUUGUUGUGACCGCCAGUAGCGAGGAGGACCCGGUCGAACGACAUGUUCAAAUCCAGGAAGCCUCCGUCGGCAAUAUUCCCGAGGAGAAUUAUACGGUUGCGUUUGAUCCUCUGGAUGGCAGCUCUAUAAUAGCACCGAAUUGGACUGUCGGUACAAUUAUUGGUGUUUGGCAAGGGAAGACAGCACUCGGCCAACCACCCGCAAGCAAAUUGGUGGCAUCUGUGCUCGGUGUCUACGGACCACGUACCAUAGUCAUUAUUGCGCUACGCGUCCCAGGCUCCGAGCCAGCAUGCCUCGAACUGGGACUCAGUGAAAACAGAGUCCACAAUGGUGAAAUUGAAGUCAUCCGGUCUGCCGUUCGACUAGCAGAAUCGCCAUAUAAAACCCGUUACUUCGCCCCCGCAAAUCUCCGCGCAGCAGCGGACGACGAGAAGUACAUGAGUCUAAUUACGCACUAUAUACAGAACAAAUAUACGCUGCGGUAUAGCGGCGGUCUUGUUCCAGAUGUGGUUCAUACGUUAGUAAAGGGUCACGGAAUAUAUAUAUCGCCCGUGACUUCGACUAGCAAGGCUAAAUUACGACGUUUAUAUGAACUGUUCCCUCUCGCGCUGAUAGUCGAGUGUGCUGGCGGGACCGCGAUCGACCCGGCUGACGGGACGAAUAUACUUGAAAGACCUUUAGGAGGCCUGAACGAAACUGCAGGACUGAUCUGCGGGACAGCUGAGGAGGUAGAAUUCGCGAAGAAAAUUCUUCUUGACUAGGUGGGUUAAUCACGUUGCCUGCACA